ACGAGAGGUCGCCAUCUUUGCUCUGAAAGUGAAAAAUUUCCAAGUUGCCGGUUUUUCCAACAUUUGACAAGAUGUUGAGAUCGGUAGCAUUUGUGAGGGUUGCUGCGAGACAGCAAACUAUACAGCGACUUGGUAAACAAGUUACAAAGCGGAUGAUAUGCAGCCAGUGUGCGUCUAGGAGUAUUUCUCUACUGAAAAGAAACCAUACAUUACAUCAUUUGCAAAAGUCACUUCCCGUUGCCUGUAUACAACCACACAGAUAUUAUAGUUCAGAUCUACCAGAUCAUGUUCCUGUUGCCCUACCAGCUCUCUCACCUACUAUGGAGGUGGGCACAAUAGUGCGAUGGGAGAAGAAAGAGGGUGAAGCACUGGCAGAGGGAGACCUUCUGUGUGAGAUAGAAACCGAUAAAGCCACCAUGGGCUUUGAGACACCAGAAGAGGGCUUCCUUGCUAAGAUCUUGGUACCAGGAGGAACCAAAGAUGUUAAACUAGGAGAGUUGGUGUGUAUCAUAGUGGAGGAUGAGGCGAAUGUUGCAGCAUUCAAGGAUUAUGUUCCCCCAGCAGGAGCCGCUCCAGCAGCACCCGCUGAACCAGCUCCAGCCCCUGUAGCUGCUGCUGCCCCACCCCCCACACCAACCCCUGCCCCUAUCCCACCCCCUGCACCUGUCAGUGCUCCUCUUCCCCCAGCAGCGGCACCCUCAGGAGGCAGAGUUAUUGCAUCACCAUUAGCCAAGACUUUAGCAGCUGAGAAGGGAAUAGAUCUUUCACAAGUAACUGGCACAGGGCCAGAAGGCAGAAUCAGGGGUCAGGAUGUACAGUCUUUCACCCCCAGUGCUGCCUCUACCCCCAGUGUUGUAGUUGCCACCCCUCCCCCUACAGCUGGUGCAGGCUUUGUUGAUAUACCACUCAGCAGCAUGAGACAGGUGAUUGCCAAACGUUUAACAGAAUCAAAACAGACAAUACCGCAUUACUACCUUUCGAUUGAUAUUAAUAUGGAUGAAAUAAUUGCAUUGAGAAAAGAAUUGAAUGAAUACUUAGCCAAGGAAAAUCAGAAGUUGUCUGUAAAUGACUUUGUAAUCAAAGCUGCGGCCCAGGCUUGCAAGAAGGUACCAGAAGCCAACUCUUCAUGGCAGGAUACUUUUAUAAGGCAAUAUGAUAGUGUAGAUGUCAAUGUAGCAGUGUCUACUGAAAGUGGUCUAAUUACACCUAUAGUAUUCAAUGCUGACAGCAAGGGCAUUGCAACCAUCAACUCUGAUGUCAGUACUCUAGCUCAAAAGGCCCGGGAUGGAAAAUUACAAUUGAAUGAAUUUCAGGGUGGCACCUUUACAAUCUCCAACCUAGGCAUGUUUGGUAUUAAGAACUUUUCAGCAGUCAUUAAUCCACCACAGGCUUGUAUACUAGCAGUGGGAGGAUCAGAGCAGCGGUUGGUGGUUGAUGAGCAUAAUGAUUUAGGGUAUAGCGCAGCAAGUAUGAUGAGUGUUACUCUCAGCUGUGACCAUCGGGUUGUAGAUGGCGCUGUAGGAGCUACGUGGCUAGCGGAAUUUAAAAAACUGCUAGAGAAACCGCACACAAUGUUACUAUGAUAGAUCAAUCACUAAGGACAAAGUCUAGCAUUAAAUGGGAACAUUGGGUAUUGAAAUGUUACAUGAACAAGGCACAAACUUUAAGGGUGCGUCAUGAGGAUUUUAGACAGUCUCGUUAAAGUUGAAAUAUACUAAAAAGCAGGUGGUUCAGAUCUUCUGCGACUGGGUUGACACCAAUCAACCCAUAUGUCAUCCUUUUCGUUAUUCCACAAAACAAGGCAUUUUAGAAUAGUUUUUGGGCAAGAAUCUACAAGUAAUAUUUUCAACUUGAAAUCAGGGGAUUUGUACAUUGGGAAAUGAAGUUGAUCCUACAUUGCAGCUUAUAUUUCAUGGCAUUUGUUUUAUGCAAGACUUCCAUUAUCAUAAUAUUUGUCACGACAAUUUAGUCACAAUUAUGCAGUAUGAAUAAUUUCCCGAUGUGGUAGGAACUCUUGAAAAUAAAUAAAGAAGCACGAUGUAUAGAAAAAAAACUAAAGUAAUGAAGACUGGUUGAAUUUGCAUUCAGUCAUCUUGCCCCUAUUGUAAAACUCAUUUAAUUAGACUCAUGUAACACCAAAAAUAGUUGUUUUGGUGAACUAGACUGUUUUAAGUGGCCUGAGAAUAUGUUGUUGUAGGGUAGGUAUACUAACAGCUACAAGUAUAUAAAUUAUAGAAGUUGAACCCGAUGCACUAAAUUGUUAAAUGUUCAGUAUAUACAAAAUAUGAUUCGUCUUUAUUUUUAGCUUG
Messenger RNA from Owenia fusiformis, 2309 nucleotides. Lineage: Eukaryota; Metazoa; Annelida; Polychaeta; Sabellida; Oweniidae. The record is from the annotation of a GenBank genome assembly.